This is a messenger RNA of Histoplasma mississippiense, 1362 nucleotides long. RefSeq lists its product with no specific name. Lineage: Eukaryota; Fungi; Ascomycota; Eurotiomycetes; Onygenales; Ajellomycetaceae. Bases 1 to 1362 code for a protein of 453 amino acids. The transcript has 6 exons. The record is from RefSeq and is a predicted model, not a curated record.
AUGUUCUCCAAUCAAUCGACGAGGCAAUUGCCUGCCUCUUCUCCAUAUUCGGACCAGGUUGAAGAGCAAAAUAUCGUUGAUACUGUGGAGCGUACCCAUGAGGAUGAGGUUGAUGACCAACGUGCAGACCAAUGUCUGAACCACCAAAGAUGGACUCCAAGGAAAACAAAGGGCACAAAACAAACACCAAAAGGCCUCCCGGACCAUUGGCGAUAUACUCCUUCUAUAAUGGACCCUAAAUCUUAUGCAUUCACAUCGCUUGCAAACGAGGCCUCCACCUACUAUACCGCGACACCGACUGGCAUGGGCAUGCUCUGCCAUACACAAGUACCCGACUUAUCUACCCCGGGAAUGAACCUUAAUUUACUAAGCCCGCUUUCAACCCCUCCUGCUUCAAUGCAGUCUGCCAUCGACAUGAAUUCAUGCCACCAUUCUUUCGCUCCCCAGGCAGGAAACGGUGUCGACGCUUUCAUUCAUCCACUCGCGUAUGGUCCGAGCUGUUUCAUAAACCCAGGCCUAAGUUACGACCCGCUACAUGUCGAGAAUUCUCCUAUCAAUGGAGUAAAUGCGAAUAAACUCAUUGGUCUGCUCCCUCACGGUAUCAGCUUAUCGACCCCUGGUGACAAUCGAACGAACCCGGGGAGUGAAAACUUUCGGUUCAAUGUCACUCUCACUGGUGCCUUCAGCGCUAGCGCCCAUCCCAGUGAAGAUUGGACAAAGAUAUCGGACUUGGUUGAACGACGGCGCAUACAAAAUCGAAUUGCUCAACGGAGGUGCCAUAUCAAGUUUCCAAGAAUUUCUUACAUAAGCCGUUCCUCCGGGGUGGAUGAUUUGAAAGUAUCAAGCCAAAUUUUUGUGUCUCGCUUGACAAUUGUCACUAGCCCCUUGCCUCGGCCAUCCACACUUGUUACUCACGGGAGGAAGUUGCUCCUGCAUGAGGAGAGGUAUUGUCAUUUCAGCCCGCCUGUUUGCCUUGUUAUGCACCUGAAAGCGCAGUUUAGCACCAGCGCCUCAUUAAUGACCCGAGAAGCCUUUCCACAACUGGAAGCAAACCAAUCACCGGCUGGGGACUGCAUUCUGGUUGGGAAGGGAGAGCUCCCAUUGCAACUGAUGGCUUGUACAAGUCCCCCGGCGUUCGCAAAUGGUUCGCCUAUGCGGAACGUUAAUCCAGCCAAGGUGCAUUCCUCUACUAUGAAUAAACAACAAGACCGCGGUUCUCCCGAUAGCCAAAAACAAUAUAGGGGGGGGCAACAGAGGGAAGAAAAUGACAGUGACGGGGAAAACAGCCAUCGAAAUUCGCGUCUGCAGCCGCAGGUAGAGACCACGAGAAGCAGAAGUCCACCCCGCGCGGCAGGACACUAG